UACACACUAGAUCCCGUUCUGUUCCUUGUUCCCAUUGCCCUAACUCAGGAGCCAUAGGAGGAAUCCAACUACAGUACCUAGGUUCGCUAGUCCCCUUUCCUUGCUACUAUCUAGGCCGCCCACGUCGCCGUUCUUCUCGAAAACUGUCUGCGUUUAAGUCCCUUUCGUCGUCAUCUUCCCACCUCCCGGAAGCUUGCUCGAGGUUCACGCGUCACCCCUGUUCAGAUUCGCUUGGCUGAUCUUAGUCGUUCAGACUUAGUCCCACUCUUACUCUAGGUUUACGCGGUCCAGUGCAUCAUGGACCCAUUUCCGCUUAACGAAUGGUUACCAGCCAGACCCCAUAGGUGACAGAAGUUUAGAUCGGUACGUGAAACGGCAAUUUCCAGUCUCACUCCCGCAUCCGCCAACGGUCACGUUUCCAUCUAGAGCUGACCAGCUUCCAUCCCCCUGACAAAUCGUUUCGUUGCGGGGAUAGUCCUUAUAAGGGGGAUAUCGGUCAGAGCCUGCCUUAGUGAAACGUGAGUCACGACGGCUGUGGUUUUCGCCGGACGUCGCCCCCAGCCUCGCGAAGAAUGCAGGCGGCACGAUCGCGAAGCGUGAACGGGAAGAAUCCAUGGGUAACCGUCUCGUCGGACGUCGCGAGCCUCGCAUCGGGCUGCACGCUGGACGGCAUCUCCGCGUGCGGCGGCGGCGGCAACUUAACCGUGCAGCUAUCAUCCAAUGCAGCAGCAGGAGGGGGCCCCAUGCUGACUGUACCCUCCGGGAGUUCCUCAGGAGCCAACACUCCGUCGCAUCUGGGCCCGUCGAAAAUCAACUUCACGCGGACGGCGUCCAAGACGAGCCUGCAUAUGAACCAGGGCCGGAAUCCGAUCCACCUGCUGCUGCGGCUGACGGUCCCGCAGUUUCUCUUCCUAGUCGCCGCGUCGCUGAGCCUCCUCGGCGUGCUCAUGUUUCGCGGCGUGAUUCGGUCCGCGUGGAUCGGCGACUCGCAGUCCGGCGCCGGGUCGCUCUGGCCGCAACCAGAGCCGCUUAUACAGGAGCAUUCGGGGCAAGCUCCGUCGGACUUAUCCGGAUCCGGCUUCCUGCGCAGGGGUCGUCAACGAGCAGCGGGCGUGCUUCUAUCACGUAUGAAGCGAGGGUCGACGCGGUUAUCGUCGCGGGGCCUGGAGCAACUCCCGCUGCAUCGCCGGCUGGAAGCCGCGCUGGUCGUCUGCAAGCAGCAGCUAUCUGCCUGCAAGCCGUCACUUCUUAACUGUCGCCGGCUGAACGGCAGUGAGGGCCGCGACGGCGGGCUCCCAAGCGCCCAGGGGCUUGGUCCCGGUCGGCCUGGCAGCGCGGAAGUGCGGAGCGGGGUGGAUUCGGGGGAAGCGGGCUCGGGGGGAGCGGAUGCGGGGAAGGGAGUCCAGGGGAACGGUGCGGGGUCCGGUGAGUUGGAGUGUGACGAUAGCAGGGGCGUGCAGUGGUGCGUGACUAUAGCGGAGUCGUGCAAGCGGGUGUCGGUGCUGUUUCAACAGGAGCUGGGGAAGCUGGCGGGGAAGGGAGAGGAAGGUCGAAGCAACCCGGCAGGUGGUGCCGGGCAAGGCGAUUCUCAGGGGCGAAACGCGUCCCAGGGCACUCCGGCGGCGCCAGGGGACGCAGACGUGGGCUGCGAGCCCCUUGGCAUGCCCUUCCGCAACGCGUGCCUCUGCCCCGCCCUCAGGCCAGGCACCCAGGCCUGCGCGCCAUUCCGCGUGGAGGGCGAGCGGGCACUAGACGGGCAGCCCGUGUACGUGCCCCCGCCGUUCCUGGGGGACUUCAUCGUGUCUCGCAACGGGCUGGACGAGCUCACGCCGCCCACCCAGGGCAACGACACCGUGGUUCCGCAAAUCAGCAACACGGUGCGCACCCUAGCAGACGAACCCCAGCGACUCAUGCGACAGCAGCAGCCGCAGGAGCAGCAGCAGCAGCAGCAGCAGCAGCAGCAGCAGGGGAGGGGCGUGCGGAGAGCGGUGAUUGAAGGGCCGGGCAUGAAGGCAGUGUGGAAGGCCAUCAAGCCGCCCAAGACCAAGGGGCUGCGGACCAAGGGGCUCUUCCCCACGGCGGACAGUGUGCGGGGGCGUGUGUUCCAGAGCUGCGCAGUGGUGGGCGAGUCAGCGGCGCUUCUGGCGCUGCCGUGUGGGGCGCACAUCGACCGCCACGAGGCCAUCAUCCGUGUCGGCGCCGCUGCUGCCAGGCCCUGGAGCGGAUUCGUGGGGUCGCGGACGAGCAUCAGGGUGGUGCGGCCGGAGGAGCAGGAGAGGGCGAGGGAGGUAAAGCGCGAGAUGGUGCUGGUGGCCGCACAGUCCGAGCACGGCAUGCGCCAGUACCUCUCCUACCGCAGACGAAACACCACGAGCAAGCAUGAGCGGCACCACGCCCUCUCGCCCGCGUUUCUCACAUACGCGCGCACCCAAGCCCGCCUCAUAGACCGCCUGGUGGCGCAGGGGGAAGCAGCAGCAGCAGCAGGGGAAGGAGGGAGAGGGGGGAUGGGUGCGGUAGGGGGCAGCGGGAGGGAGGGAGUGGCGGGAGGAGGGGCGGGAGGAGCAGGAGGAGCAGGAGUGGAGGAGGAGGAAGCACUCCCCAAGGUGUCAGAGGGGUGGACGGCUCUCAUGCUUGCGCUCAACACAUGCCGAAGGGUGACGGUGUACGGAUGGCCGCUGAGCGAGCAGCAGACUGCGGCGCAGCGGGGCGGGGACACGCUGCUGCUGCCGCAGUCGUUGGCCACGCGCUGCCUGGUCAGUGACGACUCCUCGCCGCUGGACCGCCGCCGCCUGCUCGCUGUGCUCAGCACCGGCGCUGCCUCCCUCGGCAUGCCCUGCGCCCUCGAGUGCCUUCGAGGCCUUCCGUCCUGCCCACAGUGCAUUGGCGAUAACCUAAGCACCUCUCAUGUGGCAGACGGCUUGCAACGCUGGCGCAUGCUGCCUUUACCACCCACCGGAUGCUCCUCCUCAUCCUCCUCCUCUUCAUCCUCUUCCACCUCCUUCUUCCCCUCCAAAAGCCAAUCCUCCCAACAUCCACCCCCCGUCUCCUCAGCACUAGCAACAAGCACACAGGCACCCCCCACCACAUUAAUACAGCAACCUCACAGCGCAGCCAGUCCCACAGAGGGUAACGUUGCUGAUGGGGAGUCUGAAGCACUGCUUGACCUGCCUGGCACGAUGGAGGUUGGAGUGGCAGCCAUGCAGCUGCCCUCGUGGAUGGACACUGGCUUACCCCAUGACGUCUCAUAGCUCACAUUCACAUUGUACUGCUCACCCACAUCAAGGAUAAAUCGUUAGGGGCCCGGUUUUGCGCCCUGCCGAAUCCCGUCGUCUGCUGUUCCUUAAGUCCAUCGCAUGUUCCAUGACCGAACGGUCCAUGACUCAUUGGCUUUUGUGGCAAUUACUGCACUAACACGCAAGUAUAUUGUACGCAACUUGGGGUUUUU
Closterium sp. NIES-67 is the source of this 3445-nucleotide messenger RNA. The record is from the annotation of a GenBank genome assembly. Lineage: Eukaryota; Viridiplantae; Streptophyta; Zygnematophyceae; Desmidiales; Closteriaceae.